CACGCGCGGUUGCUCCGCGGCCUCUGGCGCGAGGCUGGGCGGGGCGCUGGGGGGCGGGGCCUGAGCGAGGCGGGUCCGCGCGAUUGGGCCGCAGGGCGGACCCAUGGAGCUCUCGACGUCAAUUGGCCCGUGCCGCCCAGGAACGGCCUCCGCACUGGACAGGACAGACGUCACUCAAAGGCCCCGGUGCCGUUCAUUGGGCCGGCGCUGGAGGCAGCCGGGCGACGGCCCCGCGCGGCGGUCGCCGCGCGCAAUCCGAGGGAAGCCGGAUGCAUGGGGCGGCGGCGGCGCCGGGGGUACGCGGUCGGGGCCCUGCCCGAGGCCAUCGCCGCGCUGAGUCAGACGCUGCCCGCCGGGCCCAGCCCCGAAAUCUUCCGCCGCGCCAAGUUCGACCGUCCGGAGGCGGCCCCAGCGCUCUGGCAGCUGCUCUUCCGCGUGCUCUCGCCGCCGCCGGCCGCCGGCGCCCGGGCCUCCGCUGCCCUCGGGGCCCAAGUCCGCCUGGUGAAGUCGGCGCUGUGCUCCCAGGGCUACCCCAGGCGGGUGCUGGCACAGCUCCCUGAGGACGGCUCCCAGGGCAGCCGUGAGCUUCUACUGGCGCUGGCCUGGCUGCUGGCCCGCGGGCCCCUGCUGGAACACCUGCUGGCCCAGACUCGAGUGUGGCUGGGUGAUGAGAUACCCCUGUGCCAGUGUGAAGCCCUGGCCAAUCCUGGCCCACCUGCACCCUGCCAAGAAGCAGAUGGCCCUGUGGACAUACGCCACUUGCAGUGGCUGAUGGGAAAGCUGCGGUUCCGGUGGCGAGACCUGAUCACCAGUCAGCAGGAGCUGUGUGCCCUUCUGGGCAAGAUCCACUCCUAUACCCGCGGCUGCCACAGUGACCGCAGCCUUGGCCACCUGUCUGUUGCUGAGAUCCAGCUGCUCAGGGACCCAGAGGGCGGCCAGCAGCUGCUUCAGAGGCUGGAGAGUGAGAACGCGCGCCUGGAGGCCACCCUGCAGUGGCGACGUCGGGAGCUGGUCUUCUGGCGGUGGAUGGACACGGUCCUGGGCAGCUGCCCCCUGGAAGCCUCACCGGCCACGGUUCUGCCCAGGGACCCUGCGCCGGGGCCUGGCGAGCUGGAACUGGUGGCCUGGGAGCUACAGGGACUGCGUGGGGAGUUGCAGGGGGCUGCGGAGCCCCGGCGGGCAGCCUGGGAGGCCAAGGUGGGGGCCUGGGGCUGGGGGCCGGAGUGGAGCACUGCGCAGCGGGCCAUACAGGAGGCUGUGGGGCGGGACCUGGCAGCUCUGCAGCGGGCCUGGGAGCAAGGUGGGGCCCCGGCGCUGCCCCACAGGCCCUGCAGGCUGGUGAAGAGGGAUGCCAGAGCCGUGGAGGGCCCCGGCCUGUGGGCUGCCGAGCUGACUGGGGCGCUGCGGAUCCGGGAGAGCCGCCUGGAGGCUGUGCUGGGCCAGCUGCAGGCACGGUGUCGGCAGGAGCUGGCCAGGCUGGCGGGAGCCGAGCCCGGCCUCAUCUGGAUCCUGCCGUCUGGUCGCUGAGGGCCCGAGGGUGGGUCCUGCCGGAGGGCGCCGGCCCUGACGCCCUGAGAGCCUCAGAGGAGCAGGUUUCCGGCGGCCCCAGGGAUGCUGCCGACAUGACCCCCUGGGGUGCUUGCCCUGAGCUCUGGCCCAUCCCUGCUUUGGGACAUACUGGAGGCAGACGUGACAGGUGUCUGUGGGCGUGCAGGAUCAAGACAGUGUGCAGAAAUGAGUUGUAGAGGCCUCCCUGCAGGGGUGAAGCCCUGUCCUGGUCCCCCUUCAGCCAGCCCUCCAGGUUCCCAUCUGGGGAGGGUCAGGUCUGUGCUCAGGCCCAGGGAACGGGACCCUGGGUAGUGAGGGCCAAAGGAGGGCUGGUCCUGGGCUGCCCUGGAGCUGGAGGGUCAGGCACGGCCUGAAGCAUGGACUGGACCUCAGGGUCCUGGGGGAGGGGACAGCCCUGGAUGUCCCAUCCGCACUGCGUCCUGGCCCCCACUGCCGUCCCACCUUGUUCCCCGGGCCUGGUGUGUGUGCGUGUGUGGUGGGCGGGGAUGCUGGCCGGGAGCCUGGGGGUGGGGGAUGCUAUUUCUUUCCUGGGGGCGGUGCUGGGGGUGAGGGGGAGGCCACUGUGGACAGAGGGGGCUUUGUUCGUGGGACUGUUCGGGGAGCUGGGCUCGGCCCUGACAAAGAGCCAUCUGUCUGGGUGAUGUGCCCCCACUUGCCGGAACAGGCCCCCCUCCGUCCCAGGGGCUCAGCCUUUCGGCACCCCUCACCCAGCAGGCACAGAUGGCCUCGUCCUGCCUCUCUCAGCCCGGGACAGCUGAACCCCAGCCCGCUGCUGGGCAGGUGCAGGGGCCUGUCGGCUGUCUCCGACUGCCAGCCGGGUCAGGCCCAAGGAUGCUCUCACAGCCUGGGUCCCCACGGAGCGUUCUCUCGUUGGCUGUGCCCGAGGGAUGCCCGCUGCUCCCUCUGCACUGGUCAGACCAGGCAGACCGCCCAGGAGGGCGUCCCUGACCCUCUCCUCACGGGCCUGGCCCGUGCAGUCUCUGGGCCGGGGUCCUUCCCUCCCAACCACAGCCCCCUCCCAGCUCCUUGUCAGAGUUCCAGCUGUGGUCCAGGGCUCACGGGGCCUCGACUGUCUGCCCGCCGUCUCUGGAUGUGUAGAGUCCCUUUUGGACGCCCUGCAGCCGACCCCUCUGCCUCCCAUGCCCUCAGCCGUCCUGACCACCGGCGGGACCCUCCUCAUCUGGGAAGCAAGUCCACUCAAAGCUCCCUGCCUUCUGCGGAUUGCCCUUGAGCUGGGACCCCCGUGGGCCCUCGGGAGCUCGACGUGUAGAAGCCAGAGGCGCGCUCAGUUCUGUGGGGCCGCCCUUGGCCAGACUGAUCUGUGGAUCCAAUACAACCCACUCAAACCCCA
This is a messenger RNA of Enhydra lutris kenyoni (northern sea otter), 2920 nucleotides long. RefSeq names its product tubulin epsilon and delta complex 1. NCBI's taxonomy places the organism in Eukaryota, Metazoa, Chordata, Mammalia, Carnivora, Mustelidae. The coding region runs from base 274 to 1527 and encodes 417 amino acids. The transcript has 8 exons. The record is from RefSeq and is a predicted model, not a curated record.